Molecule: messenger RNA, 941 nt
Organism: Megalops cyprinoides (Indo-Pacific tarpon)
Lineage: Eukaryota; Metazoa; Chordata; Actinopteri; Elopiformes; Megalopidae
Product: ras-related protein Rab-14
Exons: 8
Coding region: 155-802 (215 amino acids)
Biological process (GO): phagosome maturation; defense response to bacterium; Golgi to endosome transport
Cellular component (GO): recycling endosome; trans-Golgi network; Golgi apparatus
Molecular function (GO): GTP binding; GTPase activity
Source: RefSeq, a predicted model, not a curated record
UGCCCUUUGUCCCGCGAGCUCAGCUUCGUAUCCGACGGAAGCCGCGUCGCGCGCAGGCCGCCAUCUUGGACAGACAGACAGCUGAGGCAGGAACCGCGGAUCCGCUGCCAGAGCCGGGCAAAACACACUCAAAACCCCCCAAAAACUAGCCACAAUGGCCACCGCUCCGUACAACUACUCCUACAUCUUCAAAUACAUCAUCAUCGGAGACAUGGGAGUAGGAAAGUCAUGUUUGCUUCACCAAUUCACAGAAAAGAAAUUCAUGGCAGACUGCCCCCACACGAUCGGCGUGGAGUUUGGCACCAGGAUCAUUGAGGUCAGCGGCCAGAAGAUCAAGCUGCAGAUCUGGGACACGGCGGGACAGGAGCGCUUCCGGGCCGUCACACGCAGCUACUACAGGGGGGCAGCGGGGGCCCUCAUGGUCUACGACAUCACCAGGAGAAGCACGUACAACCACCUGAGCAGCUGGUUGACAGACGCACGCAACCUGACCAACCCCAACACGGUCAUCAUUCUCAUAGGUAACAAGGCCGACCUGGAGGCCCAGCGGGACGUCACGUACGAGGAGGCCAAGCAGUUUGCAGAGGAGAACGGUCUUUUGUUCCUGGAAGCCAGUGCAAAAACGGGGGAGAAUGUGGAGGAUGCCUUCCUGGAGGCGGCGAAGAAGAUCUACCAGAACAUCCAGGAUGGGAGUCUGGACCUGAACGCAGCCGAGUCGGGGGUGCAGCACAAGCCCUCGGCCCCGCAGGGCGGCCGGCUCACCAGCGAACCACAGCCCCAGAGGGAAGGGUGUGGCUGCUAAUGACCUCCGACCCCCGACCCCUGCCACCAAGAGCCCGCCCCUCCGGCUGAGGGCGGUGUGUUUGGGGUCCACAGGGACUGAAUGAGGGGCGAGCUACGUAAAUGGCUCGUCCCUCCUUCCGCUACCCCCCCCCUCCCUG